AUGGAGUGUGAUGGACACCUAAAUCACGAAAUUCUGGAUAUCAUCUCAGCUUAUGAACUGUGCAUAGAACAACACAAAGAAAAAAUCGCUCAUAUAAGAACUGAUAUUAUCUAUAAUAAUCUUUCUAUUCUAUCGGAUGUUAAAAGGAGUGAGGAAAUUUAUCAGUCAAAAUUAUCUGGCCUCCAGGAAUGCAUGACAAAGAAAACUGUGAGAAUGAAGAGUAUGUUUGAUUCAAUAGUAAAUGAUUUGAAUGGAUUCAAAACGUAUAAGCUGUUAAUUCUACAAUCUAGAUUACAAAUACCAAAAAGAAACAUUACCAGAAAAGAAAGAUAUUUAUACCAAUUAGAACAGGUAUUAGACAAGCCUGUACAGUUUCUGAUCUGCCUUAAGAAAACUUCUAUUCCAAGAAUCACGUUCAUUCCUGAUACUCUUUCCUUCUCCCUGAGCUUUGAAAUGAACAGGGUGGGGGCAAUAAAGCUACUAGGAGAAAUCCAAAUCACAGAGACAGGUAAAAGACAAAUAAGAAAUGAACAGCUACUGGAAUUGAUGCAUACACCUGUGUGUGUGUUGGAGAAAUCUUUCACAGUGAUAGGUGCUAUGUUGGUUCGUCACAUAUCCUGUGUUACAAGAGAUCUGAUAUGGAUCAGUGACCCGUAUGGACGAAUCAUUUUGACAAAUACAACAGGUGACCCUCUACAUAUUGUGAAUAAUACAAUAAGUUAUACUGGAGGACACUCUGUAACUCGUGAGGGAAAUUUGAUUUUCAUAGAUAAAUAUAAUAACAUCAACAAGUUGUCUUUAGACAACAAAACGUGUAUUACUCUAAUAAAGAACACAGACCCAUGGAAAGCAGAUUGUUUGUUCUCUUCUCCCUCUAAUGGAGAUCUAAUAGUUGCGAUAAUAAGGUAUGAUACUGUUAAAAAUAUGUAUUCAGAUGCCAAGGUAAUACGGUAUAAUAGUAAAGGACAACAAAUGCAGGUCAUCAAACACGAUAACACUGGUCAGAAACUGUAUAAAUUUCCAAAAUACAUCACUGAGAACCAUAAUAAAGAUGUAAUUGUUUCUGACUUGAAUCAUGGCGUUGUUGUGACAGAGUUUGGAGGAAAACACCGCUUCUCCUACAUGGGACCUCCAUCAGGACCACGAUUAUCUCCACUUGGAGUCUGUGUUGACGCUCUGUCAAAUAUCCUGGUGUCUGAUGCUAAAAGUCAAAAUGUACAAAUGAUUGACAAAGACGGUCACUUCUUAUCACUGCUUUUGACCAAACAAAAGAUAAAUGUAUCAGGGGGUCUGGACUAUGAUAACAGAGAUCACCUUCUCUUUGUUGGAACAACGGAUCAUAACAGAAGAGUGGAUGUCUAUCGGUACAUAAAGAGAAAAGACUAUCUUAUAGACGAUUUUAAUGACUAG
Molecule: messenger RNA, 1410 nt
Organism: Saccostrea cuccullata (small rock oyster)
Lineage: Eukaryota; Metazoa; Mollusca; Bivalvia; Ostreida; Ostreidae
Exons: 1
Coding region: 1-1410 (469 amino acids)
Biological process (GO): protein polyubiquitination; negative regulation of translation; proteasome-mediated ubiquitin-dependent protein catabolic process
Molecular function (GO): translation repressor activity; ubiquitin protein ligase activity
Source: RefSeq, a predicted model, not a curated record